GGCUUGUACUGAAUUACAGCAGUGUCCCUUUACCAUGUCUGCGGGAGCUGAUUAAGGACUGAGACAGGAAGGGCCAGGAUUGGAGAAACAGGAAACUGAUGAAAGGAAAUGAUGCAUGUCACACAGUCACACUGUGCCUUUGGUAAAACGUGAUCCAGGCUCAAGGAACAAAUGGAGUUUAUCCUCAACAGAUCGAUGAAACUCUUACUUUUAGCAGCCUGGGUUUCAAGUGUGCUGGGUCCAUGCAAAGCUUCAGAAAUUUGCAAAUCAUGUCACCAGAACGCAACUUGUGACAGCAAACAGUGUUUGUGCAGGCAAGGUUUUUUUGGAAAUGGAAUGAAGUGCGUAGAUUAUAAUGAGUGUGUAAACCUCACUAACAUCUGUGGGGAUAAUGCCAACUGCACAAACACAAUAGGAAGCUAUUACUGUAUCUGUGUGCCUGGAUACAAGUCAACAGGAAGCCACCAAUUUCAGCCUAAUGACGGAACAUAUUGUAAAGAUAUUGAUGAGUGCAUGGAUAGUGCUAUUUGUGGGCCUUUCUCCAAAUGUCAUAACACAAAUGGCUCUUUCUACUGCACAUGCCCAAGAUAUUAUACAACAUCAUCAGGAAGUAACUGGUUUCUGCCAAAUAUCAGCACAGAGUGCAUAGAGGGCCCAAAUAAAGACUGUCAUCAGGACACAGGAUGUAUAACAAUGACUGUUAAAACCACAAUUGAAAGUAUCAUUAACCUGCCAGAUCCACAGCAGCAAAUGGAGGACAUAAAAAAGCAAACAUCAGGUGACCUUGCUCCAGUCACAAUAAUCUCUUACAUUGAUGCCAUGGAAGCAUCUGCAAUACAGUUUACAAAUGAGUCUCAGAAAGGCAGUGUUAUAAAUUCCAUGAUCAGGAAUUUGGUACAAAGUGUCAACAAUCUGGUGGAAAAAGAGGAAGAGGAGACAUGGAACAGAAUGAGAAAAGAAACCAAAGACCACUACAUAACUAAGUUACUACAUACGGUGGAGCAGGGUGCAAUGGCUCUUUCUAAAGCAUAUAAACAUUCAGCUAAAGUGGAAAUCAAAACAGCUGAUGUAGAACUGAAACUCUACAAAUUUGACCCCCAGAAAAAAAACAACUCCAGCAUCUCAGCAUCUAUAAGUGGAGAUUCCAUUUCACUCAGUCCCAAACAUAUGAAAGCAGCUAGUGGGAGUGUCUCUGUUAUAUUCCUGCACUACGACAGCAUUGGGCCUCUGAUGAAGCCCACCUCUGACCCCGGGGUGAAUGACUACAGCCGAUAUGCUGAAGCUGGGGAAAUUAUAGUAAAUUCUCCUGUAAUAGCUGCUGCCAUAAGUCCAGCAAAAGCUUUCCCAUUAGAUCAGGUGACCUUCACUCUGAAACACAAUGAGCCUAUAGACCCUGAAAUUGAUGAGAGCAAAUGUGCUUUCUGGGACUAUUCACCGAGCAGAAUGAAAGGUCACUGGUCCAUCGAGGGCUGCAAGCGCUCUCGUGUCAACAAGACCCACACAACCUGCUCCUGUAAUCACCUGACACACUUUGCCAUCCUCAUGUCCUCUGGCCGUGCCAAUCUCGCUGCACACUACAACGUACUGACCCGCAUCACUCAGCUGGGAAUGGUGAUCUCCAUAAUCUGCUUGUUCAUGUGCAUCUUCACUUUCUGGUUCUUCAGUGAGCUUCAGAGCACCAGGACAACCAUCCACAAGAACCUAUGUUGUAGCCUUUUCAUGGCUGAGUUCAUCUUUCUGAUUGGGAUCAAUAUGUAUGCACACAAGUUGUUUUGUUCAGUUGUUGCUGGGUUGCUGCAUUAUUUCUUUCUGGCUGCCUUUGCAUGGAUGUGCAUCGAGGGUAUACACCUCUACCUGAUAGUUGUCGGUGUCAUCUACAACAAAGGCUUCCUACAUCGCAAUUUUUACAUAUUCGGUUAUGGCAGUCCAGCAGUGGUUGUCAUAAUCUCUGUAACUCUUGGCUACAAAUACUAUGGUACAAAUUCUGUAUGUUGGCUAAGCACAGAAAGAAAUUUCAUCUGGAGUUUCAUUGGACCUGCAUGUUUAAUAAUUCUGGUGAAUCUGUUGGCUUUUGCUGUAAUCAUCUGUAAAGUCUAUCGUCAUACAGCAGUGAAGAAACCUGAGAUCAGUCACUUUGAAAAUAUCAGGUCUUGUGCGAGAGGAGCUCUUGCUCUCUUAUUUGUACUUGGAGCUACAUGGACAUUUGGUGUGGUGCACAUCCUCAAUGAGACCACUCUCACAGCCUAUCUCUUCACGUUUGCUAAUGCCUUUCAAGGGAUGUUUAUUUUUAUCUUCCUCUGUGUUUUGUCUAGAAAGGUUCAAGAAGAAUACUACCGAAUGUUCAAGAAUGUGCCAUGUUGUUUUGAAUGCCUGAGAUAAGGAAACCAGUCAAUUUUUGCCAACCACCAACAAGGAAGAAAGCUUAAAAAAAAUAAACUCAUAAGUAUUUGAGGAUACUAAACAGUACUUUUUUUUGCCUACAAAAAAAAUCUAUUUUUUAUAUUACUAUGUAGCAAAUGUGAUAACCGAGGUCAUCUAUCAUAUUUGAAAUGAAACUUAAAAUAGUUGCCUGGCAGCCCAGAAAAACCCAUAAGAUUACACUGUGAUUGGAUUCUGACAGAAAUAGUCUGCCUGUAAAAAUCAACUUUACAUUUUUAAGAUGGCUAUAUUUGUGCAAAUAUAUUUUGGCUUUAUUUGUGCAAAGACUCAGUUGGAUAAGGAGCCAGUCUUAUAAAUUAAAGAAAAAACAGUCUGCAUGAUUAUGUCUAAAACACAAUACUACUACACAGCAAAAAGGGUUUUUCUAAGAGUUUAUAAUAAUUUCCUUUUACUUGUAGUAGAGUUAUAUGCAAAUAUACUUCCAAUUAAAAUCUGUAGUUCAGAAUUAAAUAUAGUAUAAAAUUUCAACAUUUGAAGGAUUUUCCCAGGAUGCCACAUAUUUAUUAUACACUGUGUACAUUUAAAACAAACAUAUUUGAAUAAAGCCUAAAAUUGACUGGUCUCAAAUAACAGCAAAAUUAUUCCACUUAAUAUGUACAAAACCUUUUAUAUGCAGCAACUAAUUCAUCUAUUCAGUUAUUUAGUACACAGAGGUUUGUUUACAUUGUAUUUAAUGUUGCUUAAACUAAAGUUGUGUUUCUGCUUGAAAAAGACUUCUUUUCUGUAUGUACUAUAUAAAUUCUUAAUGAGAUAUUUUGUUAAGUCUAUUCCUGAUGUGUGUGUGUGUGUGUGUGUGUGUGUGUGUGUGUGUGUGUGUGUGUGUGUGUGUGUGUGUGUGUGUGUGUGUGUGUGUGUGUGUGUGUGUGUGUGUGUGUGUGUGUGUGUGUGUGUGUGUGUAUGUGAUUUAUAUAUGUUUUAGUUUUGCCACUGAGUAAAUGCUUUUUGGUGCCUGGUUUUGAUUUUUUUUUGUUUUUUUUUUUAACAAAUGUUUAUGCAUUAUACUAUCACCACAGACCAAACAACAAGUUCAAAAAUAACAAUUUUCUAAUAUGACACUAAAGGAUGCUAAUACAGCUAUUGUCUAUAGCUACAAGUGAAAUCUAUAGUCUCUUUUAUUUUUAUAGCACAUUUAAAGAAAGAAGUGGCAUUUCAAGAUUAAAACCACAGAUGACUCAGAUGUCGGUGCUAAUAUUAACUGUGCUGUGAUUAAGUUAUUGACCAUUUUGAGUUUGAUCUAGAUUAUUCCAAUAAAAUUAAUUAAACAAAUUUUCCCAUCUUUAAACAUUUCUCCAUUCACCUUCACUUAUUCCAAUCCCUUGUUUUAAUUUUCCAGUUAUAGAAUAUAUAUAAUAAAAUUAUGUCAACAGAAUGCUAGAAUGUUUUCACAACUGCCAGUGUAUGGACUAAGUAAACUCCUGUAUAUAACACUAAAGAUAACAAAGCAUUCCUACAAUAUUACUGAUAAUUUAACACUUGUUUAUUUUAAAUACUUUGGGAAAUGUUCAUGAAGCCAAUGAUUUUAUUAUAUGUUUAUAAUAAUUUUAAUAAUGGCCAAAAGCUAGAUGACUGAGAAACAUCAGUGUUGGUGUUGCUUAUGACUGAAAUGUUGAGUUCAAAUCACAGCCAGAAAGUCACUACUGAGCUCUUAAAACAACUCUGAUAACUGUUUGGCAUUAUGCUUGUAAUUAGCCUCACUUAUAAAUGACUUUGAAAGCAUCACAGCAUCUGUUUCAUGAAUAAAUGUACAUUUCAAAGCUACAAUACAUGUUUAUCUGUCUGAUAUAUCUAAAAUAAAGUCAAAGUAUUAUGCUUUAA
This is a messenger RNA of Tachysurus fulvidraco (yellow catfish), 4254 nucleotides long. It is a transcript of the gene adgrl4, whose product is annotated as adhesion G protein-coupled receptor L4. Bases 172 to 2379 code for a protein of 735 amino acids. Lineage: Eukaryota; Metazoa; Chordata; Actinopteri; Siluriformes; Bagridae. The record is from RefSeq and is a predicted model, not a curated record. Gene Ontology annotation, cellular component: membrane. Gene Ontology annotation, molecular function: calcium ion binding; G protein-coupled receptor activity. The transcript has 16 exons. Gene Ontology annotation, biological process: cell surface receptor signaling pathway; adenylate cyclase-activating G protein-coupled receptor signaling pathway.